AUGCUACUAUUCACAUCUUCAAAUCGCGGUCAACCUAUACUCAAUUAUAAUUCUCAUCAAUAUACGAAGAAGCGUGUACGCAAGACGAGCAACGAGUGGCGUUGUCGAGAUCGUGGCUGUACUAGCACGAUUUCUCUUUGUACAGUCGAUGCUAAAGUUCUUCGUGAGCCCUCUACUCAUACUUGUCAACAAUCAGCUUCUGCCGGUAAAUCUCUAGUCGACGAAGCAGUCGGCAAUAUGAAGAAACGUGCACGAGAGGAGACCACGCCGAUUCCCAAAAUCUAUACACAAGAAAUCGUUAAAGCUCGUAUCAGUCAUCCCGGUAUAGCAACUGGCCUAUUCUUCCCUACAUUUGAAACUAUUGAUGCUUCACUUUAUCGAAGUCGAUCGAAGAACUAUCCAUCGUUACCGAAGUCACUGGCCGAUCUCGUUCUUCCAGACGUUUGGCGACUCGCCAAGCACGGAGAACCCUUCUUGAUCGUGGACGAACUGUAUGGAAAAGAUCGGCUGUUGAUGUUUGCAUCAGACUGGAGCCUCAUCUUUCUUUCUCAGUGCGAGCAGUGGCAAUCAGAUGGCACAUUCAGCAUUCGCCCUCUCAUUUUUGCCCAGGUCUACAUUUUGUGUGGCUUCUCGAACGGCUUCAUGAUUCCGUGUGUAUACUGUCUUACGACGAAGAAAGACGAGCAAGUUUACACGAAAAUAUUCGGCCAUGUGAUCUCGCUUGCUCGAAAGCUCAAUCUCAAUCUCCAACCACGGCGACUCACGAUUGACUUUGAGAUCGCAACUAUGAACUCUUUCUGUCGUCUCUUUUCUACAGCCACUGUCACCGGCUGCCUUUUUCAUUAUGCUCAAAGUCUUUGGAGAAAAAUCCAAGAACUCGGUCUCACUCGUCAUCUUUCGCCUUCUACAGACAAGGAGAACACUGACAUUUCACCAGAAGAGAAAAAACGCGCGGAUCACUGGUUUCUUGCUGCUAUUGGACUCGCCUUGAUUCCUCCUGAACUGGUUGAGCGUACUUGGAUGGAAGUUAUGGACGAAUAUACUCCCGAGCACGCAUCUGCAACCAAGUUCAACGAUUACCUCAUUUCUACAUACGUUGACAGCAGCUCUGCGCGCUAUCACACAAAAAUCUGGAAUGUUCACGAAUUAUUAGUCAACAAAUUACCGCGCACGAAUAACCACGUUGAGGGCCUUAAUCGGCGACUCAAAAGUCAGUUCCCUGUGCAUCCGCACAUCUUCAACUUUAUCGAAUUAUUGCGUGAAGAACACGAAUACCAGCAUCACAAGUCCGAAGAGUCGGAAGUUCACCUACGCAAACGAAAGAAGGUGAACGAUGCUAUUGACGAGAAUCUUGAGCUCCUUCUUAAUGACCAUAAGGGUGGAUUGAUCACUGCUAUGCAACUCGCGAUUAAAUACGGACGCGCAUUGAAGACAAAACUAGUUAAAUGA
Rotaria socialis is the source of this 1449-nucleotide messenger RNA. Lineage: Eukaryota; Metazoa; Rotifera; Eurotatoria; Philodinida; Philodinidae. The record is from the annotation of a GenBank genome assembly.